Molecule: messenger RNA, 1668 nt
Organism: Colletotrichum higginsianum IMI 349063
Lineage: Eukaryota; Fungi; Ascomycota; Sordariomycetes; Glomerellales; Glomerellaceae
Product: cytochrome P450
Exons: 1
Coding region: 1-1668 (555 amino acids)
Molecular function (GO): monooxygenase activity; heme binding; oxidoreductase activity, acting on paired donors, with incorporation or reduction of molecular oxygen
Source: RefSeq, a predicted model, not a curated record
AUGCAGAGCGCAGAAUGGCCCGUACCGCCGCAGGUGCUCAUGCCGACGGCCCUCUUGAUCGUAUACCUAGUGUACAAUUAUUUAAUCUUCCCAACCCCUCAUUCAAUCGCCAAAUUAAGGUUCCUCAACGGCGAGCCCGGCGAAUGGGCGCCCCAUCUUCGGGCACUCUACCGGAACACCUUGGAUCUGAAGAAGACGCUUCACCUGCACCACACGCAGCACAAAAAUGAGACGGUCCGCGUCCCCAUCCUUGGCCCAGGCCAGAACAACUUGAUCCUGCUGCCCUCGGCCGAAAGAAAAUGGCUCGUGAGUCAGCCCGACUCCGUAGCGAGCAUGCACGAGCAGACCAUCAACCAUUUCCAAUGGGAUCUUGGCACCAUUUAUCCCACGCGAGAUCACAACGAAGUCACCAUCCACAUCGUGGCUACCAAGCUCACUCGGGAGAUGGGCAACCUGAUCCCGGCCCUCUCGGAGGAGCUGGAACUUGCGCUGGCGAAGCACUGGGGCGACGAAGACGACGCCGCCUCCGGCGGCAACGAGUGGAAGGAGGUGGGCGUUUACGACACACUGCGGCCCAUUGUGAGCCAGGCAAUCAAUCGCAUCUUCAUCGGAGAGACGCACUGCCGGGAUGAAGAGGUGCUUGACACCGGCUUCUACUAUUCAAAAGUCAUCCCCCUCGAGGCCAAUCUGCUCUGGCUGCUGCCGACCCCGCUGCGGCGUCUUCUGGCGCCUCUGGUGACCCUCCCGUCCCGCUGGUGCGAGAGAAAAUGGUUCAGGCUCACCAUCGACGAGGUCCGCAGAAGGCUGGAGGCCAGAGGCCACCGGCAACACGGCAAGGGAUCCGAGACAGGCGAUUGGCAACAUGAGGGAGAGGCAGACAAGCAUGACUUGCUGAGCUGGUUCAUUGCGUACGGGGAGUCGCAGGGCGACCCGUACCUCUUGGACCCAGAAGUCCUUUCGGCGCGCAUCUUGCUUCUCAAUGCCUUCGCGCUGCACACCAACGUCUUUGCCAUCAUGCACAUGGUCCUCGACAUCGUCGGCUCCGGCGCCGAGCAGGGCCCGAAGAUCGUGGCCCAACUUCGUCAAGAGAUCAACGAGGUCCGCGCCGCCCACGGCGAAGACCAAGGCUGGAACAAGCGGUCGCUGGCCCAGCUCGAGAGGCUAGACAGCAGCUUCCGGGAAAGCCAGCGCAUCAACACGAUCCUGAGCCUGGGCCCCUUGCGCAUCGUCGGGAAGGACGGCCUCACGACGCCUUCCGGCGUCCGGAUACCGCGGGGCUACCAGGUCGGUAUCCCGACGUACUCGAUCCACUUCGACACUGACAUCUACGGACCCGACGCGGAGGAGUUCAAGCCGUUCCGUUUCUACUACAGGAGGAAGGACGCGCGGGGGACCGGGGACAACUUGAAGGGGGCGAGGCAGGCGUGGGCCACCACGUCCGCCGACUACCUGUCCUUCGGGGCCGGCCUGAACAGCUGCCCCGGGCGGUUUUUUGCUUCUGGGAUGUUGAAGGUGCUGAUGGCGAACAUCCUGCAGCGGUACGACUUUGAGUUCCAAGAGAAGAGGCCGGAGAAUCUGUGGUUUGGGACGAACCACAUCCCGCCGAUGAGUGCAAAGAUUAGAAUCAGGAGGAGACGGCGAGAGUUCUCAGAGCAGACAGACUACUAG